UUAAUAUAAGAAAAAGAAAGUGGAAGCGGUGACGUCAGGCAGGCGAGCGGGAGAGAGGAAAGUACCCUCAAACAAACCUAAGCUUGACUUGAAUACACGACAAGAAAAUCGGUCCAGCGUUUUUCGUUUUAAAUCUGUGCAGGCAUCUGGAACGAAGAGUCUGAUCCAAAACACCGAUAGAUGACUUGAACGACAAGAAAAUCGGCCCAACAUUUUUCGUUUUAAAUCUGUGCGGGCAUCUGGAACGAAGGAGGGAAGGAGGCUUUGGAAGAGCCACUGGGGUUCCAGCUUCUAUUUGAUGGCAGCUUCAAGCUUACAGCAACCUGGCUGCCUCCUGGCCAACCUCAAAGUGGACUCACCCAACAAGACUUUGGCUCAGCGAUGCCAGGACCUCAUCAAGAUCAUUGAUGAUUAUCAUGCAAAGGAGCUGCACGCCAUCUUCUCCUGGCUGGUGGAGAGCGUCUUUGGAAGUCUGGACGGCAUCCUGGGAGGAUGGAAACUUCGCCUUCUCCAUUCGCGAUGCGGCGACUUUGCACCAAUUGUGGACUUCUUGAAGCCUAGUGGGCCCAUGAUGAAACUGGUCUACAAACUUCAAGCAGAGGAAUACAAAUAUGAAGUGCCCGUCAAUUAUCUGCCGGCGCCGGUGAAGACGUCCAUCCAGGAAGGUGUCCUUCCCGACUGUCCGCUCUUUCACAACCGACCACACUUUCCCAUGUCUGGCAUACUGACUCUCAACAUGGCACUGAAUCCGUUUGAGUUCUUCAUCUUCUACUUUGCCUCCUGCCUUAUUACGCCUAAGAACUUGCCUGGGAGCCAACAUGUCGGGACUACUGACAGCGCCUACUUUGUGCUGGCGGACAUGUACCUCAAGUACUUCCUGCCUAUCGAAGGAAGCGUGCCCCCUUCACCCUUUUCAGACAGCAAGGGCUCCGUCAGCACGCCGGCUCAGAGGUCGGCCAACAUCUCGCUGGUGGGACACGGCCUUCACAGUCCCAGUCUGCUGAAGCAUCACAUCUUCCUUCAGCCUUCCGUCAACGCAGACCCCGCUGCCCAGGAAAUCUGGAGGUCUGAAACGCUGCUGCAGAUGCUGGUAGAGGUGUGGCUGCAUCACUAUUCUUUAAAGAUGUACCAGAAGCUGCAGUUGCCCCAGGUGAAGCUGGCGCUGCUUCAGUACCGCCUCAGUAUGUCCAGCAUGCCGUGCCAACCGCAUAUCCCGCCAGGCCCGGGGAGCCUCCACACCUACCAAGAACCAUUCAGUCCGAGCGAGGAGCACGUCUUGGCCGUGCGUCUGCUGGUCAAACACCUGCACGCCUUCUCCAACAGCCUGAAGCCGGAGCAGCCGUUGGCCUCCCCGACCCACUCGCAUGCCCAGGCCGGCCCCUUGGAGGAGUUUAAGAGAGUUGCGCUGCAGCGUUUUGUGCAGCAGAAGCUCUUCUUGUUCCUGCAGCACUGCUUCGGCCACUGGCCUCUGGACGCUUCCUUCCGAGCGGUGCUGGAAACGUGGCUGAGCUUCAUCCAGCCGUGGAGGUACGCUGGUGACAAGAGGACCCACCUGCCGGCAGACAGCGGCCGAUGUGACCCUGACAAAUGGGAGUCCUUUGUUCAGGAGAACCUGCUGGUUUACACCAAACUAUUCCAGGUGUUCCUCAACAGAGCCGUGCGCAUGGACCUGGUCAACGCUAAGAACGCGCUGAUGCUCUUCCGAGUGGCCAAAGUCUUCUGUCAGCCGGACCUCGCGGACAUGAUCCACAAGGCCGAGCAGCUGUUCCUGGAGCCGGAGCUGGUCCCCCAUCACCGGCAGCCGCGAGGCUACCUGACUCCCGGGCAGGGAGGCGGCUUCCUAUCGUCACGGCAACGCAUCACCACCGACGCUGUGUUCCGGGUCAAGAGUCAUGUGUACGCCUUGGAAGGCCAGGACUGCCAGUACAAGCAGAUGUUCGGCCCCGAGCUGUGGGCUGCGGUGAGGCGCCGUCCCGUCGCAGCUUUGCAGCGCCGUGACUUUGGUCCUGGCGGUCACCCUCGUGUUUGUCAGGUGGUGAGAUUGAUCCAGGUGGUCGCGCAAGCCAGACACACGGCCAAACGGAUCUCGGACCGCUCCUGCCAAGCGGCGGCUAGCAAGUCUUUGCUGUCAUGGUUGACCGCGCCGUCCUCAGACUCCAGCAUUGGUCUUUGUGGCGUCGAGGCGGAGGAGAACAACGAGUGUCUGCGCAAGACUCACGAGUUCUUGGACCGAGCGCUGGUGAACCUUUGCACUGUCUUCAAGCUCAACCAGGGUCAGCUGACUCAGCUCACGGCCAACUCCACAUCUUUUGAGGAUGACGGCCAAUCCGAGCGGUUGCCUGACUGCGUCGUGGGAGAGCGUGGCCUGGUCCUCACUGAUUUGGGAAGGAUGCAGAUCAUCAAUGGACUGCGCAGGUUCGACAUUCAGUUCCAAGGUGACCCGGAGCUGCAGCCCAUCAGGAGCUACGAGAACGCACUCCUGGUCAGGUUCUUGUACCGGAUGUCGUCACUGCUCAACGCCCAAUUUGAAGGCCCUUUGACUGAGCUGUGCUCGCGGACGGACUUUGCCGGUCGCCUGUGUCAGCACUACCUGACCAGCCCCGACCCCGCAGUCCUGGCGAGGACUCCUGCGUCCCCUCGGUUCUGGGACAGGAAGCGGCGAGUUGGCGUCAGCUUGCGUCCGCUGGCCAGCUACAGGACCAUCCUGCUCCUGGGCUUUGCCUACGCUGCCGGGGCCUUCUUGUCCUUCGGCCCCGUGUCUAGCACCCUCCUCAUUCUUGCUGCCGUCUUCCUGCACGGGGUGGCCGUGACGUUGUGGGCGAAGAAAUGGAAGAGACACUAGCCCGACUGGUACACCGGAUACCAGAGUCAGCCCUUUCCAAAGGGGCAGCCAUUCUCAUCACAAACACACAAUAAAAUGCAGCAUUUUGGA
Molecule: messenger RNA, 2932 nt
Organism: Syngnathus typhle (broad-nosed pipefish)
Lineage: Eukaryota; Metazoa; Chordata; Actinopteri; Syngnathiformes; Syngnathidae
Gene: smpd4
Product: sphingomyelin phosphodiesterase 4
Exons: 20
Coding region: 299-2842 (847 amino acids)
Biological process (GO): ceramide biosynthetic process; sphingomyelin catabolic process; glycerophospholipid catabolic process
Molecular function (GO): sphingomyelin phosphodiesterase D activity
Source: RefSeq, a predicted model, not a curated record